Boeremia exigua is the source of this 3311-nucleotide messenger RNA. RefSeq lists its product as uncharacterized. Gene Ontology annotation, biological process: glucan catabolic process. Gene Ontology annotation, molecular function: hydrolase activity, hydrolyzing O-glycosyl compounds. Bases 118 to 3249 code for a protein of 1043 amino acids. The transcript is spliced from 2 exons. The record is from RefSeq and is a predicted model, not a curated record. NCBI's taxonomy places the organism in Eukaryota, Fungi, Ascomycota, Dothideomycetes, Pleosporales, Didymellaceae.
CCCACUUCUCUCUCUAACGACUUCCCUAGUUUGUUCCUGCGCGGUCUUGUAGAACCUCACCUACAGCCUCUCGUUUCAUUGUACCUAAUAUAGUCGCUCUUUACACUAAUAUCUACAAUGCCCUCUCUGUCAGCCCUUCUUGGGUUCGGCGCUGCCACUCUUUUGUCGGUCGCUUCGGCUACCAAGUACACGCCUGCGGAUACGUUCCCCGGCUCCUCCUUCUUCGAUCACUUCGACUUUGUCACUCAGGAGAAGACUAAUGGCUUCGUCAAGUAUGUGGACCACGCGAGAGCUCUGGACAAGGACUACAUCCGCUACGAGGGUGGCGAUGCAAUCUUCGGUGUGGACUACAAAUCCAAACUGAACAGUGCCGACGGAGGCGACAUCGGCCGCGAAAGUGUCCGUCUGGAGGGUAAGAAGGACUACAACAAGGGCCUGUUCGUGCUCGACGUCAAGCACAUGCCCGGCGGCAUCUGCGGCACGUGGCCCGCCUUCUGGUCUCUCGGCCGCGAACCCUGGCCCGUGAAGGGCGAGAUCGACAUCAUCGAGGGCGUCAACCGCAACUCCGCCAACACCUUCGUGCUGCACACCGACACCAAGUGCAAGGUCAACGGCCUCGGCCAGACUGGCACGCAAACCACCAACGACUGUGCCUACGACACCGCCGGCGCCACCGGUUGCGGCGUGGCCGAAUCGCGCCCCAGCUCCUUCGGCGCCGGCUUCAACGCCAACAAUGGCGGCUUCUACGUCACCGAAUGGCAAGCCGACGGCAUCAAGAUCUGGUUCUUCCCGCGCGGCUCCGAGCCCAAGAGCCUGACGUCCAGCGAGCCCGACACGACCGAGUUCGGCGUCCCGGCCGCCAGCUUCCAGGGCGACUGCGACGUCGAGAAGCGCUUCAUGGACCAGCGCUUCAUCUUCACCAACACCUUCUGCGGCGACUGGGGCGGCAACGUGUACGCCGACUCCGGAUGCCCCAUGUAUCCGGGCCUGAGCGGUAUGGCGUCGUGCAAGAAAUAUGUGGCCGAGCACCCGGAGGUGUUCAAGGAUGCGUACUGGCGCAUCAGCUCGUUCAAGACUUUUAACAAGCGCGGGCUUACGAGCUCGUCAUCGGUGGCGCCGAGCAGCACGUCUCGUGUGUUGAGCAGUUCGUCUAGCUCCGUUCGUGUGUCGUCUACGUCUGCGCCGGUGUCGAGCAGCUCGGUUCAUGUGUCCAGCAGCUCUACUCGCGUUUCUAGCAGCUCUGCCGUUUCCAGCAGCUCCGCCCACGUUUCUAGUAGCUCUGUUGUCUCUAGCAGCUCUGCCCGCGUUUCCAGCAGCUCUGUCGCCCCCAGCAGCUCUGUCGUUUCUAGCAGCUCUGUCGUUUCCAGCAGCUCUGCCCACGUCUCUAGUAGCUCUGUUGUCUCUAGCAGCUCUGCCCACGCUUCCAGCAGCUCUGCCCACGCUUCCAGCAGCUCUGCUGGCGUCUCCAGCUCUUCUGUCCAUGCGUCUUCGUCGGUUGUACCCAGCAGCUCCGUUGUCUCCAGCUCUGUCUACCCCUCGUCAACACCCGACGUUUCGUCCUCGACGCCUGUUGCUUCGUCCUCAACACCUGUUGUCUCUUCAUCAGCGUAUGAUGUUUCUUCGUCAACAUACGAUAUUUCUUCUUCAACGCCCGUCUACUCGUCCACGGUCGUUCCAGACACCUCAAGCAGCGCUGUGUACGACUACUCGUCGUCCGUCCCUGCUUCUGCCUCUGAGACCUCCUCCGACUACUCGUCUGGUGUCAGUUCGUCCGCCUCAUCGACUUCGGAUGACCACAUUUCCUCCACGGCUGUCACUUAUUCUGCAUCCGAGACCUUGUCCUACGAUGUCUCCUCGACGUUGUCGUAUGACGUCUCUUCGACAUUGUCCAGCGCUUCUGUUUCUGAGACACAUGUCUCGUACGACAGCUCCAGCGUUUACCCUUCGGCUAGCUCUUCUGAUGUUUCGAGCGUGUACCCUUCAUCGAGCUCUUCUCCUGUAAUUGUUUCCAGUAUUUACCCAUCUGAGACACUCUCUGCUAGCUCGUACUCCAUUUACCCCUCGGAAACACCCUCCGAGAGCACUGCCAUCUACUCAUCGGGAACUUCGAGCUCCGCACACCCAGAUGUUACCUCUUCUUACCCAUCUGAUGGCGAGUCUUCCAGCAGCAUGCCAGUCUACUCGACCUCUGUGCCUGUCUAUUCUGUCUAUCCUGAGGGCGACGGGUACGGACAUGGCAGUGUCUCCUCCAAGACCCCUGAUGCUUCCGAGUACCAGACUGCUUCCACGAAGACCCCUGAGUACGAUGGCUAUUCUAUAGCUCCCUCAAGCUCUUCAGUAUACGGAAGUGGCUACUCUCAGUCCACACCUGUCUAUUCUGAUUACCCCGAGCUUCCCAGCUUCACGCCGCUGUCCAGCACAUACGCAACUAUCUCGAGCAAGCCUUCGUACGGAGACGAUCAGAAGUCCACCGACUCUCACAAGACCACCACCGCCUAUGAGACCACCUACGUCGACGUCUGCCCUACCGGCUACACAACCGUCACCACCAAGGUCACAGCUAUCCAGACUCCCGCGCCAUACCCAACAGGCGACGCACACUACGCGCCUCCCGGCUUCGAGGUCACAACCAAGUACUGCGCCCAGGGCUGCGGCGAGGGACCCAAGACCGUCACCGUCACCGUGCCAUGCUCCAAGUGCCAGGCCCCGACCCCCGUGCCCAACAAGCCCACAUAUGUCCCCAACAAGCCAACCGACAUCCCCAGCAACCCCAGCAAGCCCGCGGCUCCUGAACACUUGAGCACCAAGAUCACAGCCACCACGAUCAUAACCCUGACCAAGAUCCCCGUCCCAGCCAGCGAGUACCCCGCAACACACAGCCCCGUCGCGAGCUCACUCAAGCACCCCGACUCCGCAUCCAAGAGCCCCGAGCCCGCGAAGCCCGUUGCUCCCACCCACGCGGCUGACGCUGGCGGUGACAAGCCGUACCCCACCAGCGAAGCGCCGAAGCCCGCGUCUCCCUCCGGCACUGGCACCUCCGGCACUGGCAGCGACAAGCCCGUCUACCCCACCGCCAUCGGGCACCCGGGCUCCAACGGCACCGCCGGCCACGGCACCGCGACAGGUGCGGUUCCCACGCCGAGCCAGGCGGGGUACAAGACGCCCGAGUUCACGGGCGCGGCGGGGCGGAAGCGUGUUGGCGGUGUUGUUGCGUGCGCGGCUGGGGUGUUUGCUGUGCUUUUGAUGUAAGCUGUUAGAGCGAAGGAUGGGUGCGAGGCAUGGUGGAUAGGUGAUGUUAUAUGGAGUGGUUG